AUGGCUUUUCAGCAUAGAUUGGCUUCACUUACAGGACAAAAUCCCACAAAAAUCCCAAAUCUCCCCACACUACCAACAACUACGGAGACUAUUCAAUGGAGAAGCUUACGGGCGAAUCACUUGAACACGCUGAAAGCCCUCUCACCACUCGACAAUUCAGUCAAGUAUUCGGGAAGUGUGGAGAGCAAAUUCAAUGCGGUGGACUGGAUGCAAGCAGACCAUGCAGAGGAACUGGCGCACUUCUAUUCCAGCGCGGUUCUAGAAAUGCACUGUAACAAUUCCGCGGGUACUCGAAUCCCCGGAUCCGCAAUUCACGUGAUGCCCACGCAAGUUUCACAGCAUCCCAUUCCGGUUACUACACUAAACAAGCUGAAAUGUUUUCUGCCUGAUAAAUAA
Molecule: messenger RNA, 396 nt
Organism: Opisthorchis viverrini
Lineage: Eukaryota; Metazoa; Platyhelminthes; Trematoda; Opisthorchiida; Opisthorchiidae
Exons: 3
Coding region: 1-396 (131 amino acids)
Source: RefSeq, a predicted model, not a curated record